Messenger RNA from Quercus lobata, 1218 nucleotides. RefSeq names its product protein PHOSPHATE STARVATION RESPONSE 2-like. The transcript is spliced from 8 exons. Bases 41 to 991 code for a protein of 316 amino acids. Gene Ontology annotation, molecular function: DNA-binding transcription factor activity; DNA binding. The record is from RefSeq and is a predicted model, not a curated record. Lineage: Eukaryota; Viridiplantae; Streptophyta; Magnoliopsida; Fagales; Fagaceae.
CGAUUCUUCCCAACUAUUUUGCACUGAUCCACCCUUAAACAUGGGAGUUCAGACUCCAGCCAUGAGGGAAGUAACACAACAGCUUAACUUUGAGCCUCCUAAAUUAUUCAACUCCACCACGACCAAUCCCUUUGGAUCAAUAAGCUCAGCCUUUCAGAUCAUGGGUUUUCAACAACAAUUUGGCAAUUCUCCUUUGGCAUCCUCUCGAGACCAACAAUUUGGCAAUUCUCCUUUGGCAAUAUCCCAGUUUCCCAGUUUUGAUUCAGACGUCUUGUCGUGUCAAUCUUCUGAGAAAAACUUUUCCUUAACCGAUUCAGCUGAGCAAGCAGCUGGGUCAAACCUUGACUUCAGGGACUCCUUGCAGUCACUUGUAAAAUCCCACUUAUAUUCUUCUUCGGAUAAGUCAAAUGUUCCACGCAACAAUACAUGUAGAAGCAAUCGUUUUCCACAUGACCAGAACAUGUUGCUUGGUGUUGACAGUGCUGCCUUUGUCAGGAGGCAAUUUUCGCUUUCUUCAUAUGCAAAUCAGGGUCUCAAAGUUUGCCACAGUGCAUCAUCAAGGCCAGCUCCAACACUUAAAAAACGAAUCAGAUGGACUCCAGACCUUCACAAUCAAUUCGUGAAGUGUGUUGAGCGCCUUGGUGGUCCUGAGAAGGCAACACCAAAAGCUAUACUGAAGCUGAUGGAAACAAAUUUAUUGACCAUAUUUCAUGUGAAAAGUCACUUACAGAAAUAUCGAACCACACUGUCUGGGGCAGAGUCUGUAGAUGAAAUGCCUAAGAGAAGAGCUAGUGCAGAUGGCAAUCCCCAACUCCAUGUGAAAAUUAGCAUGAAAAUUCAGGAGACAUUGCAGUUGCAACUUGAAGUUGAGAAGCGUCUUCAUGAACAAUUAGAGGUUCAACAAAAUUUACAGAUAAUGAUUGAAGAACAAUGGAGACAAAUCAGGAUGAUGUCUCACGUGCAAGAGGACAAAACAAUGAUUGAUAACUGAAUACAACAAUUGCACUGGACGAUGAAAGAUGUGGCCUAUAUCUCUAUGAAUCUUCGUUUAAUGCUUAUGUAUUUUAUACCAAUAAUACUGAUGGAUUUAGUCUCUAGCAUUAAUAUGACUAGACCAUCCAUCUCAUGCACGUAAAUCCUUUCAUGGUAAACAAUAUUCUAAUAGUAAUUUGUAUUUGGAUUUUUAUAUCAAUGUGUGCCCUCAAGCUAAGUUUUCAA